AUGACUGAAAUCAAUAAUCCAAGAUUAUUUUUAAGGCGAUCAAAUACUUCCAGUAAUUUGAACGGUGUUCCAUCAACAACGAAAUUUGGUACUAUCUCUGAUGAACGUACUCCAAGGAAGUCCGGUUUCCAAUCUUUCCUUAACAAUGAUGGAAUUGAUCAGAUGAAGCCAGAGCCUAAGAAGGCCAGCUCAUCUAUUUCACUUUCUGAUCAGUGGGCUGGAUCUCUUCAGCAGAUGACAAAGCUUAAUGAACCUGUCGAUGAGGAAUCAAAUGCAGCUUUGGAGGGGUUAGUGAAGAAGUCGCAAACUGCAUUAUCCAGCUUGUCCUUAACGGAAAGCUCCGGUAAAAGGUAUAGGAAAAAGAUUAUUGAUCACCCUAGAGUGGCUUCUUAUGCUUUUGCCUUUGAUAUAGAUGGUGUUAUUAAGAAUGGACCACAAACAAUCCCUUAUGCUCGGGAAGCAAUGAGAAUGCUUAAUGGUGAUAACAAGUACCGGAUACUGGUUCCAUAUAUUUUUGUCACUAAUGGUGGAGGAAAUCCAGAGUCUGAAAGAGCCAAAGAUCUCUCAAAACGCUUAGACUGUGAAAUAAACGAGGAGCAAAUUAUUCAAGGUCAUACUCCAAUGAAAAGUCUUGCUUCAUUAUACAAGAAUGUUCUGGUUGUUGGCGGAGUUGGCGACACUUGUCGGAAAAUUGCCGAAGGUUAUGGAUUUGAAAAUGUGUACAUACCGUUGGAUGUCAUGUACUGGAACCCUGCAGUGUCUCCUUACUACACACUAAGUGAAGAGGAAAAGAAUAUUUGCAAGAAGGAUGUUAAUUUCUCGAAGACAAAGAUUGAUGCUAUUUUGGUAUUUGCUGACUCCAGGAAUUGGGCCGCUGAUGAGCAAAUCAUCUUGGAACUCCUUCUUUCCAAAGGCGGUUAUAUGGGCACUGUCUCAAAGAAUUAUAACCAGGGACCUGCACUUUAUUUUGCUCAUUCUGAUUUUAUCUGGUCCACUGACUACAAGCUUUCCAGAUAUGGCAUGGGAGCUUUGCAAGUUUCGAUUGCUGCACUUUACAAAGAAACUACUGGUAAGGAACUUAAAGUGACAAGAUUCGGCAAACCCCAACGUGGUACGUUUAAAUUUGCAAAGAAAGUCCUUUCUAAUUGGCGUAGAGAUGUGUUGGAGGAAUAUGUUGAAGUUCUAGCAGAGAUUCCAGACGGUGAAGAUGAGGAUGCAGUCACAAAGAGACUAGCAAAAUCAAUAAAUAUGGGUCCAAUGAAAAAGAAAGGCAGUUCUCGUCGUGGUUCAAAUACGAGUAUGAGCAGCACUGAGUCUGAUGAAUCUGGGGAUUCUGAUGAAGGUCUUACUUUCCGCGUUAUGAAUGCAAUCGGUAGGCAAAUACCUCAGCCUUCGACAGUUUAUUUUGUGGGUGACACACCUGAUUCGGAUAUCAGAUUUGCAAACUCACAUGAUGAGUCUUGGUAUUCCAUUCUUGUGAAGACUGGCGUUUAUCAGGAAGGCACUGUUCCUAAAUAUCAGCCAAAGAAGAUUGAAGAUAAUGUUUUGGAGGCUGUGAAGUUUGCUAUUCGUAGAGAGGCAAAAAAGGAAUUGGAUGAGUGGAAUGCGGAUGCAGUUGAUCCAGAAAAUUAG
Messenger RNA from Brettanomyces bruxellensis, 1632 nucleotides. RefSeq lists its product as uncharacterized. Gene Ontology annotation, cellular component: mitochondrion. Gene Ontology annotation, biological process: glycerophospholipid biosynthetic process. The coding region runs from base 1 to 1632 and encodes 543 amino acids. The transcript has a single exon. The record is from RefSeq and is a predicted model, not a curated record. Lineage: Eukaryota; Fungi; Ascomycota; Pichiomycetes; Pichiales; Pichiaceae.